Messenger RNA from Dictyostelium purpureum, 4542 nucleotides. RefSeq lists its product as uncharacterized. The record is from RefSeq and is a predicted model, not a curated record. Lineage: Eukaryota; Evosea; Eumycetozoa; Dictyosteliales; Dictyosteliaceae. The transcript has 7 exons. Bases 1 to 4542 code for a protein of 1513 amino acids.
AUGAAAAAAUUAAAAAAUAAUAUUUUUUUUAUUUUUUAUUUUAUUUUUUCGUUAAAUUUCAAUGGUUCUCUCUCAGCAAUUCCCCUAAACGAAUAUAAUUGUUAUGUAAACUUUAUUCAGAAGUUUAAUUUAGUACAAAACUAUCCAAGUUCAAAUGGAGUAUAUGCAGAAUCAUUAUUUUGUAGUAAAACUCAAAUUUGCCAUUCUAAUGGUUCCAUUAGUGAACUUUCGCCUAUUGUUGGUAAUAAUGAUGUAAUUACAUUGGGCAAGCAAGUAGUUGUUAGUGAUAUCGAUUGCUUUCCAUUUUUAACCAAAAUUGCAUUAAGACUUUUGGAUCUUUCAAACGAAUUUAUUUAUUACAAAUUCCCAACAGUAACAAAUAUAAUUUUAGAGCUUGAUACUUUCAGUGAUCUUUCACAAAAACUACCACCUUACGAUUUUUACCAAAUUACAACUACUGGUAUUUUAAAUAUUAAAAUGUCCCAUUUAAAUGAUAUCAAAACAUUUAUAUUAAAUAAUAACAAAGCUACAACCAAUGUUGAAGUAGACAGUGGAGCAGACAAAACAAAUUUAAAAUCAUUGACAUUAAACAUGAAAAAUUUCCCAAAUUUUUCCGGUUACCAAUUCGAUAAAGCUACAUUUAUUUUUGGCACUCAAUUCAAUCCAUCAGAAGUCCUUACAAAUUUCCAAUAUUUAAAUGCUUCAAAUGUUCAUUUUACAUUUCCCUUAAAUAUCAAUUAUCAAGUUCCUUUUUAUCUUCACUUGAAUACCUAUAUUAAAGUUAUGAAUCAUUAUAUCGGCUAUUUUCUAACACCCACUCAAUUCUACGAUUUGUCAAGUCUUGUCAAUUAUGAAUCAAUUAGAUUAGGUUUCGUUGGAAAGAAUUUCCUUUAUCAAAAUAAAAUUCCAGUUAAAGUUAGUCCAAAUACAAAUUUUGAUUUUUCGUUGGAUAUAAUUAGUCCACAAACCCCACCACAAAUCCCUCCAAUUACCGAUGUUGGCUUUUUAAAAGCUGUUGGCUAUACAGAUAGUUACCUAUCAGGUAAUUUACCAGAAUAUAAUGGUCAAGGUUCAGCAUACAUAUAUAGUAAAAACCAAUUAACAGGUACUAUACCUGAAUCAUGGUGUGGAACUGCUUUAUUUGUAACAAAUAAUCAAUUGACAGGAACUAUUCCAUCAUGCUUUUCUUGCUAUUUAAGUAGCACACUUCAAAUGACUACUGAAAUUUCGGGUCCAAACAGUUUUCUUUCAAUGCCAACAAUGUUUGAUAGAUUUGCAGGUAAUAGUUUUACCAAUUUAGAUAAAACUAUUCCAUGUACAACUUAUAGACCACAAGUUAAAUACCAUAAUCAAACAACUAUUAUAAUUAGCGGUAUUGAUAUUGGUCAUCAUCCUAACUAUUAUUUCCUUGGUUCAAUGAUAGUAUCUAACCGAUGUAAACCUGUUCCACAAUCAAUUAUUAGAUAUGGUUAUGAAUAUUAUUGUAAUCAAGAUUCCAGUCUCCUGAAUAUGAAUUCUAUCCAACUAAUUAAUAUUGGUAAUAAUAUAAACUAUAAUUUUGCCUUAGUCAGUAAACCACCAACUUUUACAUCAAUUAUUACAACUGAAAAUAAUAAAGUCUCUGCAGUUGGCACAUUCUUCUCAAGUUAUUUAGGUCAAUCAGAACAAACUAUAACUAUUGCAGGCACAAAUUGUCCAGUUACUAAAACUGGAUUCACCGACUUUACUUGCAUCACAUCAGUUACAUUAUCACCAGAAAAACAACUAGUUGUAAUAAAGAAUGAUAAUCAAACUAAAAAAGUAUUUGCAGUUUUCGAAAACAAUAGACUCAAUAAUAAACAAUGUCCAAAUGAUUGUGUAGGCUCACCAUCAGGAGAUAUUUGCGAUUUAAGCACUGGUACUUGUUGUAUUUGUAAUACCAACUAUAUUCAAGAUGAUUGCUCCGAGUUAUAUAUCCCAUGUCCAAACGAUUGUAGUUCACACGGUAAAUGUGAUACUAAUACUGGUAUUUGUAAAUGUGAUGCCAAUUAUAUUCAUAAUGAUUGUUCAGAAUUAUACAUCCCAUGUCCAAACGAUUGUAGCUCACACGGUCAAUGCAACACUAAUACUGGUAUUUGUAAAUGUAACACCAACUAUAUUCAAGAUGACUGUUCAGAAUUAUAUAUCCCAUGUCCAAACAAUUGCAGCUCACACGGUCAAUGCAACACUAAUACCGGUAUUUGCCAAUGUAACACCAACUAUAUUCAAGAUGAUUGUUCAGAAUUAUACAUCCCAUGUCCAAACGAUUGUAGCUCACAUGGCCAAUGCAACACUAAUACUGGUCUUUGUAAAUGUGAUACCAAUUAUAUUCAUGAUGAUUGUUCAGAAUUAUAUAUCCCAUGUCCAAAUGAUUGUAGCUCACACGGUCAGUGCAACACUAAUACUGGUAUUUGUAAAUGUGAUGACAAUUAUAUUCAUGAUGAUUGUUCAGAAUUAUACAUCCCAUGUCCAAACGAUUGUAGCUCACACGGUAAAUGUAACACUAAUACUGGUAUUUGUAAAUGUGAUGACAAUUAUAUCCAUGAUGAUUGUUCAGAAUUAUACAUUGAAUGUCCAAACAAUUGCAGCUCACAUGGUCAAUGCAACACCAAUACUGGUAUUUGUAAAUGUGAUGACAAUUAUAUUCAUGAUGAUUGUUCAGAACUAUACAUCCCAUGUCCAAACGAUUGUAGCUCACAUGGCCAAUGCAACACUAAUACUGGUACUUGUCAAUGCAACACCAACUAUAUUCAAGAUGAUUGUUCAGAACUAUAUAUUAAAUGCCCAAACGAUUGCAGCUCACUCGGUAAAUGUAACACAAAUACUGGUAUUUGUAAAUGUGAUGACAAUUAUAUUCAUGAUGAUUGUUCAGAAUUAUAUAUCCCAUGUCCAAACAAUUGCAAAUUAUACAUUCAAUGUCUAAACAAUUGCAGCUCACAUGGCCAAUGCAACACAAAUACUGGUAUUUGUAAAUGUGAUGACAAUUAUAUUCAAGAUGAUUGUUCAAUAUUAUACAUCCCAUGUCCAAACGAUUGCAGUUCACAUGGCCAAUGUAACACUAAUACUGGUAUUUGUAAAUGUGAUGACAACUAUAUUCAAGAUGAUUGCUCAGAACUAUAUAUAGAAUGUCCAAACGAUUGCAGUUCACAUGGUCAAUGCAACACAAAUACUGGUAUUUGUAAAUGUGAUGACAACUAUAUUCAAGAUGAUUGUUCAGAAUUAUACAUCGAAUGUGCAGAUCCAAUAUGUUCAUCUCAAGGUCAUUGUAAUACAUCAAAUGGUAUUUGUGAUUGUAGCAAUGGAUUCGGUGGUGACGAAUGCGAAUUCAGUCAACAUUAUAUUACAUCAGUUAACCCAUCAAAUGAAAAUGGUGGUGAAGCAAGCUUCUAUGGUAGUUUCGGUGAACAACACAACCAAUUAUCAGUUAUAAUCGGAUCAAAAACAUGUCCAGUUACACACUCUUCAAACGAUUUAAUUAAUUGCACAGCACCACCAGGUAAAGGUAUUCACAGUGUCAAUAUCACUCAAAACAAUAUUGUUUAUAUUGGUAAAGAUAUUUACAUUUAUUCAAAAGUACCACAAAACAUAUUCGAAUGUCCAAAGAACUGUUCAUCACAUGGUAAAUGUAAUACAUCAAAUGGUAAAUGUGAAUGUUAUUUAGGAUAUACAUCAUUUGAUUGUGGAUCAAUAAUCGAUAGUGGAGAUAAUACAACAUCAAAUGUAGAUAACAGCACAGGUAUUGUAGAUAUUAACAAUGAGAAAAUCAACUUUAAAAUCUAUCUCAAAUCAUUAAAUGAAAUAGAUAUUAAUAAUAAAGUUGUCAAGAGUUAUCCAUUAGUAUCAGAUUGGACAGUAAACAAAACACAAUCAAACAUUUAUACAUUCGAACAAUCACCAAACAAAGAUGAAUUCAAAGUUAUAUCAACAAUCGAACAAAUUGAAAACGACAGAUCAGUUUCAUUUGCAGGUAUCGACUUUUUACUCACCAAUAACUCAAUUAAAUUCACAGUUUCAAUUAAAAACUAUAAAUACCAAUCAUUCUUAAACACACUUCAACUUGAAAUGCAAUCAAACACAACUGAAUUAACCAAUGAUGAUUGCAACAGUAAAGAAACUCAAUUAGACACUGAAAAUCUCAAACAUCAAUAUGAUCUCAGUUAUAUUAAACUUUCAAAGAAUAAUGUCGAUUUUGUAGGUAGAUUCGUCAACAAAGUAGUAUCAGACUCGAAACCAACAUUCUUAACAACAUCAUACACCAAACUCAACGACUCUGUAACUAUCAUAUUACACUUACCACAUUGUGUCAAUGAAUGUUUAAUCGAUCCAGAUUUUUCAGUAUUACUAUCACCAGACUUUUCAGAUUGCGAAUCAUCAAAAGAAAAUAUCAAAUGGCAAAUACCAGUUGGUGUUGUUGUUGGUGUUGUUGGUGCCUCUUGUCUUGGUAUCCUUUUCUAUAAAAGAAAAUCAGUUAUUAAAGUAAAUGGUCAAAAAAUCGAAAUGAAAUCAGCCAAAAAUAAAGUUUAA